Molecule: messenger RNA, 1005 nt
Organism: Candida tropicalis MYA-3404
Lineage: Eukaryota; Fungi; Ascomycota; Pichiomycetes; Serinales; Debaryomycetaceae
Product: TFIIH complex subunit
Exons: 1
Coding region: 1-1005 (334 amino acids)
Cellular component (GO): transcription factor TFIIH holo complex
Source: RefSeq, a predicted model, not a curated record
AUGGAUAUAGAUAGUCAACAAGAAAUAAAUUCACCUCCUACUCCAAUUCAUCCUGCUCCUAAUGAAGAAUUAACCAAUGAUUUACCAACUGGGAUAAUAGCAGAUUCAAACAUAGAUUUAAAUCCAGAUUUAUACGAUGAUGAUGAUGAUGAUGAUGAUGAUGAUGAUGAUGUUCAGGAACAAGAACAAAAGCAACUGAUUGAACAGAAUGAACAUGUUACAAUGCCUUAUAUUCAACAACUACAGCAUCAAGACGCGACUGUUUCAGUAUCUGCAUCAGCUACAGAAUCUGAAUUAGAAGAUGUUGAUAUAACUCAAUUACAACAAAUUACAUUACCUUUUAAUGAAUCAUAUCAAUUACUUAAAAUAAGUUUUGAAAAUUCAACUAAUAAUAAUGGAAAUAUAACCACUGGCCAACAAUCCAAAUUUAUAAAUUAUCUUGAUGAAAUAUUAUUACAAAUUCAAAGAAAGUAUAUUAAACAAAAAACUGAAUCAGUGAUGAUUUAUUCAUUAAUUGAAUUAUUACAAGAUUUAUCAAAUGUAAUUAAUUUAAUUUGGGUUUCAAUUCAACAAAAACUGGUUUUAUUUGGACAAAUUGAAUAUUAUAUUAAAAUAUUAGGAGAUUUAGAAGAUUACGUAUCGAAUUAUCCUCAUUUAUUUAAUGAAUCUUGGUCAACAGGAAGUGGUUCACAUCGUCAUUUACAAAUAGAUAUGCAAAAUUUAGUAAUUUUCUUUAAAUUUUGGCAAAAAAUUGAUUUACAAUUAAGUUUUUUAAUCGAUGGUUAUAAUGUUGAUAUAAAUGGGAAUGGUAAAUUGAUGAAGAUGAAUACAACUGAAAUAACAAGAUUAUUACCUAUUAUUUCAAGAUUAAGAAUAUUGAUAAUUUCCAAGAUUGAUAUGAUUAGAGGUAAAUUGAAACAUGGUGAUGACCAUGAUGAUAAUAUUCUAAACAUAUUUGAAGUUGAAAUAAGUCGAAUAUUUGAAGGUGUUUUGGAAAGAACUUGA